UAUGAUCCUAUGAUGUGUUUGGGUGUUGAGGAAGUAUAAGCUGUGAUGGAAACUGUCCCUCCAGUUCAUGUAUGUUGUAGACAAUCCUGUCCCUCCAGUUUGGGUGUGAUAUUAUUUAGUGUAUCUUGGCUGUUCAGUAAUUCCAGUGAAUUGUCGCCGGAGUAACACUAAAAGGGGUAUAAUAUUGCUCGACUGCUACAUGAACGAGUCAUUGGUCAAUCCGGCUCAAUAUGACUCCGUCGUCCAAUCAGCAACGAGUCCCUAAAUCCACUCUCUUUGUGCAGCCAAUGAGAUGAAGGAAACGGUCACCGCCCCUCGCUCGGGCCUGUAGCGUAGCGUGCUCAGGUUUUAGCCGGUGUUUGUCGAUUUCGUCCGGAAGCCACAUGCAAAAAUGUCCGCCGGCGUUAUGCUGAAGAGUUUACACAAACUUAGUCGGUACCCGUUGGCGGUGUUGAGGACGCCGUUAGUAGCUUCCUACCACACGGAGAGAGGUGUUUUUGGGUACAGACCGCGGAGAGGAAACUCCGAGGAGACGGACGCGGAGCUGCAGGAGCUGCUGAAUACACACUCCUCUCUCAAUCAAGACCAUGGCCUGGCACGAUUGGUGGAGGCCUAUCGCACACAUGGACACAAAGCUGCUAAAAUUAACCCUUUGAUGCCCAGCGCGCCCAUCCAGGACAAAGUGCCGGAGAUCACCAUCCUCAAUGGCAGCCUCCCAGGAACUCUUUGCACAUCUGGUUUGAGGCACUUUGGGAAAGCUGAGGCCAGGACAGAAGAAGUGGUUGCGUACCUGGAAGACACUUAUUGUGGAAGGAUGUCUGUGGAGACCAGCCAGCUGCAGAGUCUGGAGGAAAGAGUGUGGAUCACUGAUCGGUUUGAGGAGCUUAAGAAGGAGAGCUUCACCGCUGAAGAGAGGAGGCAGCUGGCAAAACUCAUGCUGGAAUCACAGGAAUUUGACCACUUUCUAGGCACCAAGUUUGCCACAGUGAAACGGUAUGGAGGAGAGGGAGCAGAGAGCAUGAUGGGAUUUUUCUUUGAGCUUUUCCAUUCAGCAGCAAAGAGUGGUGUAACAGAUGUGGUAAUGGGAAUGCCUCAUCGAGGACGUCUCAACUUGCUUACUGGCCUUUUGCGUUUCCCACCUGAGUUGAUGUUUCGAAAAAUGAGAGGUCUCAGUGAAUUCCCAGAGAACUCUCCUGCCAUCGGGGAUGUCCUCUCUCACCUCACAUCUUCUGUGUACCUGGAAAUGGGCACUGGCCAGCCUCUCCAUGUUACUAUGCUUCCCAACCCAUCCCAUCUGGAGGCCAUUAACCCUGUUACUCAGGGAAAAACACGUGGCCGACAGCAGGUCAAACAGGAUGGAGAUUAUUCCAACGACAGCCAUGCAAGGCCUGGAGAUAGAGUCAUUUGUUUACAGGUUCAUGGUGAUGCCUCAUUCUCUGGGCAAGGAAUUGUACCCGAAACAUUCACCCUGUCAAAUCUCCCUCACUUCAGAGUUGGUGGAAGCAUCCACCUUAUUGUGAACAAUCAAGUGGGCUAUACCACUCCCUCCGAGAGAGCCCGCUCAUCCUUCUACUGCAGUGAUAUUGGUAAGAUGGUCAGUUGUGCUGUGAUCCAUGUAAAUGGCGAUGACGCCGAAGAGGUUCUCAGAGCGACACGGUUAGCUGUGGAGUAUCAAAGGCGCUUCAGGAAGGAUGUUAUAGUCGACCUGCUGUGUUACCGACAAUGGGGUCACAAUGAGCUGGAUGAGCCAUUCUUCACAAACCCUGCCAUGUACAAAAUCAUCCGCUCAAGGAAGAGCAUCCCUGAUUCCUACACUGAUCAGCUGAUCUCAGAGGGAUUGAUGACGGAGGAAGAAAGCAGUCAGAUUAAAACAGCCCACCACUCCUUGCUCAGUGAUCGUUUGGCCAACAUGACUUUCUAUAGCCCUCCUCCCACCAACCUGCAGGGCCGCUGGGGAGAUCUGAUAGAGCCACAGAACAAAGUUUCAACCUGGGACACUGGUGUGGAUGUUCCCCUGCUUCAGUAUGUGGGAGCAAAGUCAGUUGAGAUCCCCAAGGAGAUCCAUGUGCACAGUCACCUUGUGAAAACACAUGUAAAGGCAAGACUACAAAAACUCGAAGCGGGUACUGCACUGGAUUGGUCCACUGCUGAGGCGCUGGCAUUUGGCACACUCCUCUGUCAGGGCUUUAACGUGCGGAUCAGUGGCCAGGAUGUUGGCCGUGGUACAUUUAGUCAACGUCAUGCCAUGGUUGUGUGCCAGGAGUCCAAUGACAUGUAUAUCCCACUCAAUCACAUUGACUCUCAACAAAAAGGUCAUCUAGAGGUGUGUAACAGUGCACUUUCUGAAGAAGCAGUGUUGGGUUUUGAGUACGGGAUGAGUAUUGAGGAGCCAAAUCUACUGCCCAUAUGGGAAGCUCAGUUUGGGGAUUUCUUUAAUGGGGCACAAAUCAUCUUUGACACGUUUAUCUCUGGAGGUGAGGCAAAGUGGUUGCUGCAGAGCGGCAUGGUCAUCCUACUUCCACACGGAUACGACGGAGCGGGCCCGGAGCACUCAUCCUGCCGCAUUGAGCGUUUCUUACAACUGUGUGACAGUAAGGAGGAAGGCAUUGAUGGUGAUACAGUAAAUAUGUCUGUAGUGAAUCCAACAACCCCGGCUCAGUACUUCCACCUGCUAAGGAGACAGAUGAUCCGAAACUUUCGCAAACCACUCAUUGUAGCAUCACCAAAAACACUGUUGCGUUUUUCUGGGGCAGUGUCGAGCUUGGAGGAAAUGGGAUCUGGAACUAACUUUAAGCCUGUAAUAGGUGACACCUCUGUAAAUCCUGAGAGUGUGCAGCGAGUGUUGCUUUGCUCGGGCAAGCACUAUUAUGCAUUGCUGAAACAAAGAGAGACAUUGCCCGAGGCAUGUAAGAACACAGCGCUGAUCAGAGUAGAGGAGCUUUGCCCUUUCCCCACAGACGCCCUACAGCAGGAAUUCUGCAAAUACAGCAAAGCCAAAGAGUUUAUCUGGAGCCAAGAAGAGCCACAAAACAUGGGAUCCUGGUUUUUUGUGUCUCCCCGAUUUGAAAAACAGCUUGGCCGUAAGCUGCGGUUGGUCAGUAGGCCCCCUCUGGCUGCCCCUGCUGUGGGCAUCGGUACUCUCCACCAUCAGCAGCAUGAGGCUAUCCUUACAGCCUCCUUCUCCUGAUACACAAAGCAUUAACCCAACUGGGCCCAGCACAGAACUUGGCAUACGGUACAGCUGCCACAGGGCACUUCUCCCAACCAGCAUCUGUGCCACAUUUUUACUGUGAUAGUUUUUACCAACAGUAUGUUCAUUUUUUUUCCUUUAUGUUUUACUGAUAUUAAGGGGGGUUAGAGUUCAGACUCUAAAUUUAGGUAUGUAGUAAUUAAGUACUUUUAUAAGUACAUUACAAUAGGUCUUGGUCAUUAUAAAGCUUUCUGCUCUGCACACCGACUAUAAGGUUUGUGACCUGAAAUGCAAGUAGAAUGUAAAUAAUCCGGGCCAAAUUCCACAACUCUUGUCCUGUUUUCAUUCCAAGUCGAGAUCUUUCUCAGUCUUUUACAGUUAAUCUAUUUAGUACAAAUUUUAUUAUUUUCUUUUCCUGGAACUAACCGUAUGGUAAAGUAAACAUGUUAAACAUGUACUUAAUACACUGCUACUUAGAACAAUACCAACAUAAAUAAGUUUAGUGGGACUGCUGAAACUUCACAUGAGACUCAGCUGAACUUUGGAAUGAGAACAGAACGAGGGUUGUGAAAUUUGGCCCCCAUUAUUUACAUUGUACUUGCAUUCCAGAUGACAGACUUCAUGGUCGGUUUGCAGAGCAGGAAAAGUUGACAACCAAGACCUGCUGUAAUGUACUUAUGUACCUUAAUCCUAAUUUAAGACAGAUUCGAAAAAUCCAGACUAUCCCUUAAAAACAAUGUUCAGAUCCACACUGAGAGUCAAAGGAAUCUAUGAUAGAUGAAGUAUCAAUUAAAUCAAUCAAUUAUAAUUUCUUGAAUAUGGGAAAAUUAUUUAGAGCCAUAUGGGAAUUUUCAGUUGCAGUGUUAGACGCACAAUUAGGAUCAAGCUUUGCUGAGAAAAUAAGACCCAGCAACCAUGCAUUUGUCCAGGUGCAAAGUAUUCAGAUUUAUCUCACAAUUAUCAACACUUUAAAAAACGCACAAAAAGGGAAACCGUUUCAAAUUACAGAAAGCAAUCCCCAUAACCCCAACAGAUUACAUUAAAGCCAGCUAAUUUGUCAAAUUUCGAAAUUGUCUUCCUAAAGUUUACAUAAUGAGAGUGAAUUGUUUAUUAGUAAAACACCCCCACACACAUAUAUAGAUAUAUAAUGAAGGGCUUCAUCAGUUUUUAAUGAUAGAAGGAUUUUUACUGCCAUGAUGUACAUGAUAUACUAUAUGUGCCUAAUAAAAUAUCAGAAGGACUGAUCACAUUAGAUUUAUUAUAUUUUACAAAUUACAUUAAUUAUUUGUUGAAAACAAAAAUGGCGCUAGAGUUUUAGACAGUUUGCUUUUUUGUUUAAAGUAUUUUACAUAUACGACCUGUAGGAUAACUUUUAACACCACAGACUUGAUUAAAUCUUAUAGUCUAUAUUGGGGUUUACUGGACAGUUUGAAAUGUACUCUCAGGAACAUGCACUCUGUAAUUACUCUGUAAUUCAUUUUCUUAGUAAAGCUGCUGUGAUUGUCCACCCUUUGACUUUCUUUCCCCUGUUCUCUGAGAACCACUGUUGUACAUUUAAGUUGAAAACAAUUAAAUAUAAUUUUGUGA
This is a messenger RNA of Clarias gariepinus (North African catfish), 4777 nucleotides long. It is a transcript of the gene dhtkd1, whose product is annotated as dehydrogenase E1 and transketolase domain containing 1. The transcript is spliced from 17 exons. Gene Ontology annotation, molecular function: thiamine pyrophosphate binding; oxoglutarate dehydrogenase (succinyl-transferring) activity. NCBI's taxonomy places the organism in Eukaryota, Metazoa, Chordata, Actinopteri, Siluriformes, Clariidae. Gene Ontology annotation, biological process: tricarboxylic acid cycle. The record is from RefSeq and is a predicted model, not a curated record. The coding region runs from base 392 to 3187 and encodes 931 amino acids.